This is a messenger RNA of Aquila chrysaetos chrysaetos, 780 nucleotides long. Its product is annotated as C-C motif chemokine 3-like. The coding region runs from base 48 to 344 and encodes 98 amino acids. The record is from RefSeq and is a predicted model, not a curated record. Gene Ontology annotation, biological process: cellular response to tumor necrosis factor; G protein-coupled receptor signaling pathway; chemokine-mediated signaling pathway. Gene Ontology annotation, molecular function: chemokine activity; CCR chemokine receptor binding. The transcript has 3 exons. Gene Ontology annotation, cellular component: extracellular region. Lineage: Eukaryota; Metazoa; Chordata; Aves; Accipitriformes; Accipitridae.
CGGCAGCUCUGCCCCGGCACCACCGAGCAACCCUCCCACAGCCCGGCAUGGCAAAGACAGCCGGGGUGGUCUGCGCCCUCCUCCUCCUCCUCGCUGCGCUGUGCUGCCAGAGCCUGGCUCAGAGAGCCCCAGCCGUGCCACACAAGUGCUGCUUCAAAUUCCAGACGAGAAGGAUCAAGAGAGACAACGUCGUCGCCUGCUACCCCACCAGCCCUGAGUGCCCACACGAGGCUGUGAUCUUCAGGGUGAGGAGCGGGAAGGAGAUCUGCACCCAGGCAAGCAGGGCCUGGGUGAGGAAGUACCAGCAGAGCUUCCAAGUCAGCUCCUUCUCCAUCCCCAGCUAGCGAAGCGGCCGGAGGCAGCACGGGGAGUCCUCUCCCCGGGGAACGGGACACCGCGAAGGUGAUGCUUUUGCAGAGGUGGCUGCAGGGAGACCACAUUUGCGUAUAGCAGCUCAUCGGGGACAUCCUCCCCAUCACGCUGUGAUGACCCUCGCCACCUCCCCGAAGGCAAAGGGCCGUUGCCAUUCCCGGCAUCCCACCGGGAUGGGGUGUGCCGACCCCGUGGGGUGCUGGGGUCCAGACUCACUGCCAGCCCCCAUGCUUUCAGCCCUGCUUUGCAUGCAGGCAGCUGCCUGUACCCCUCACAGGCAGCAGCAGCGUGCUGGUGAGGCUGCACUCGCCAGCCUGCCAGCAGCAGAGGGGUUAAGGGGGAGCAGCUCCGCGGCUAUUUUUUGUACGAGACACUGAACGGAAUUAAACGUGAUCUCACGCAUGCAAA